CGCCAGUGCUGCUCCGACGGUUUAUGCGUCUCUGCUUGAGAUAAUUAACGAAUAAACAUGGGAGAACUGGAAGACCUGUCUGGACAUGUCCUAGGAGGAACCGUUUUCCUGGUGGCUUCUUUAUGGCUCCUUUGGAACACCCUCGUGAGAUGGCAUCGAAGUCGGCUCGACCCUUCCUCGCCUCCGUACCGAACUGGUUUCCGAUUCCCGGUGUUUGGAAAGCAAGGGGUGGAUUCUGGCGUCCUCUCCUCUUUACUUGCUGUCGGAAUCAUAGGGGAAAUCAUAGGUGGAUUUGACCAAAAUUGGAAGUGGGAGCAAAUGGGAAACACUCAGCAUCUGUGCGUUUACUCUUCCUUCUUCAUCUUCUGCUUCAUCGGGUUUCUCAUGGAUAUGGGUUGUACCUUUCUGCCGUAUGUUGAUCACGCCUUCAUGAUACUUGCCUUGACUGUGGAAUGGCUCGUAUUCUCCUACCAUCUCCAUGGCAAAACUCCACUCCAAGCUCUAGUUCACAUUUUGCUCGGAAACGUGUUGAAAAGCAGUAUAGUGCUGGCAUUCCUGAACGCCUGGAAGAGGUCCCAGGUACUUCUUACCCUUGCACUCGUCUAUUCGUUUCUCGUCCAAGGAACCUGGUUCUACCAAAUCGGAUUCAUUGAGGAUCCUCCUUGGAAGAGCACAUGGAACGGGGAAAGUCACGAUCACAUGACCAUCAUUACUGUGAUCUUCGUCGCCCACUUAUUCCUCGAUGCCAUAUUCAUUCUGAUUCUCAAUGGUUUCAUUGCGGCUUGGGUGCGUGGACGAGGACGUCUUAGAUAUUGCUCCGAGGACGAGAAACAGAUGCUGCCACGAUAUGAGAAGCUGGAUGAGAAGACAGACGACUUCUCGGGGGAGAAAUUCCAUUGAAAGACAACAGAUUCAUCGAAACAAUUUUGAAAUAAAAUACAUAGAGACAUUGUACAAGCAUGAAGGGUGUGGGUAUGAAUAAUAUAAUAAAAAUCUUGAAGUGAG
This is a messenger RNA of Darwinula stevensoni, 1005 nucleotides long. Lineage: Eukaryota; Metazoa; Arthropoda; Ostracoda; Podocopida; Darwinulidae. The record is from the annotation of a GenBank genome assembly.